This is a messenger RNA of Harpia harpyja (harpy eagle), 1803 nucleotides long. RefSeq names its product carbohydrate sulfotransferase 7 (gene CHST7). Gene Ontology annotation, cellular component: Golgi membrane. Gene Ontology annotation, biological process: carbohydrate metabolic process; N-acetylglucosamine metabolic process. Gene Ontology annotation, molecular function: N-acetylglucosamine 6-O-sulfotransferase activity; chondroitin 6-sulfotransferase activity. Lineage: Eukaryota; Metazoa; Chordata; Aves; Accipitriformes; Accipitridae. The record is from RefSeq and is a predicted model, not a curated record. The transcript has a single exon. The coding region runs from base 311 to 1753 and encodes 480 amino acids.
CGCGCCCCGCCGGCGGCGGCUCCUCCGGCGGCGGCGGGGGCAGGUGCGGGCGCUUCCGCGUCGCGCUGCGAGGAGGAGGAGGAGGAGGAGAAGAAGGAGGAGGAGGAGGAGGAGGCGGCCCGAGGGCGGGCGGGCGGCGGGGCCGGCGGCCCGAGCCUGGCCGGCGUGCCCGUGGGCGUGCUCCCCGGCGGGGAGGGCCCCCCGAGCCCACACCCCCCGCCGCCGCUAACUUUGCCUCUUCGCGAAGAGCCGCCCGCCGGCAGCCAGAGGGUCGGCGGAGCCCCGGCGGUCCGGAGCAAGCCCCCCCGCGAUGAAGGGCCGCCGGCGGUGGCGGUGGCGGGGGGAGCACCGCCGCUUCGCCGCGGUGCUGGUGCUGUACACGCUGCUGCUGCUCCUGCUGGUGCCCUACGCGCUGGACUACGGGGCCAGGCGGGGGCGGGCGGACGAGGAGCCGCUGCUGCGGCGCUGCCCCAGCCUGGAGGAGGCGCUGAGCGAGUGGGGCUGGGAGCAGCGGCAGCCGCCGCUGGACGAGGAGGAGGAGGAGGAGGGCGGCGGCGGCGGCACGGCCGGGGCGGCGGGGAACGGCAGCGCGGCGGCGGGGAAGCGGCACAUCUACCUGCACGCUACCUGGCGCACGGGCUCCUCCUUCCUGGGGGAGCUCUUCAACCAGCACCCCGACGUCUUCUACCUCUACGAGCCCAUGUGGCACCUGUGGCAGGCCCUCUACCCGGGGGACGCGCUGAGCCUGCAGGGCGCCCUCCGCGACAUGCUGCGCGCCCUCUUCCGAUGCGACUUCUCGGUCCUGCGCCUCUACGCCGCCCCGCCCGGGCCCCGCGACCCGCUGGCCCCCGCCCCGCCCGCCGCCGCCAACCUCACCACGGCCGGCAUCUUCGGCUGGCGGACCAACAAGGUGAUCUGCUCGCCGCCGCUCUGCCCCGCCGCCCCGCGGCCCCGCCGGGAGAUCGGCCUCGUCGACGGCGCCGCCUGCGAGGAGACGUGCCCGCCGCGGGCGCUGCGGGAGCUGGAGGCCGAGUGCCGCAAGUACCCGGUGGUGGUCAUCAAGGACGUGCGGCUGCUGGAGCUGGGCGCCCUGCUGCCGCUGCUGCGGGAGCCCGGCCUCAACCUGCGGGUGGUGCAGCUCUUCCGCGACCCCCGCGCCGUCCACAACUCCCGCCUGAAGGCCAGGCAGGCGCUGCUGCGGGAGAGCAUCCAGGUGCUGCGCAGCCGCCACCGCGCCGAGCCGCGGGGGCCGCCCCGCCACCAGCAGCAGCAGCAGCCGCCGCCGCCGCAGCAGCAGCUCCUGCUGCCGCCCGGCCUGCUGGGCGGCGGGCGGGCGCCGCAGCCGCAGCACCGCGCCGAGUUCUUCCUCGGCGGCGCGCUGGAGGUCAUCUGCCAGGCCUGGCUCCGCGACCUCCUCCUGGCCCGCCGCGCCCCGGCCUGGCUCCGCCGCCGCUACACGCAGCUGCGCUACGAGGACCUGGUGCGGGAGCCCCGCGCCCAGCUGCGCCGCCUGCUGCGCUUCGCCGGGCUGCCCGUGCCGCCCGCGCUGGAGGCCUUCGUGCUCAACAUGACCCGCGGCGCCGCCUACUCCUCCGACCGGCCCUUCCUCAUCUCCGCCCGCGACGCGCGGGAGGCCAUCCACGCCUGGCGGGAGCGCCUCAGCCGCCAGCAGGUGCGGCAGGUGGAGGCCGCCUGCGGCGAGGCCAUGAGCCUCCUCGCCUACCCCCUCAGCGGCGGCGGCGACGCCCGGUAGCGAGCCCGCCGCCGGGUGAGGGCCGGACGGGCGGGGGCGGCGCGGGAGGG